This is a messenger RNA of Ruditapes philippinarum (Manila clam), 1344 nucleotides long. Its product is annotated as L-xylulose reductase-like. NCBI's taxonomy places the organism in Eukaryota, Metazoa, Mollusca, Bivalvia, Venerida, Veneridae. Gene Ontology annotation, biological process: xylulose metabolic process; glucose metabolic process. Gene Ontology annotation, molecular function: L-xylulose reductase (NADPH) activity; carbonyl reductase (NADPH) activity. The coding region runs from base 84 to 839 and encodes 251 amino acids. The record is from RefSeq and is a predicted model, not a curated record. The transcript has a single exon.
UAGUCACAUUACAUGGUGAUUUUAUUGUACAUCUAUAGCGGCGUAUUUUUCAUUCGUAAACAGAUAGAGAGAGAAAAUCAAAUAUGCCGUUCGAUUUUAAAGGAAAGAAAGUACUGGUUACCGGAGCAGGAAAAGGAAUAGGACGUGGAGUUGCCGUUGCAUUAAAUAAGGCUGGCUGCAAAGUGUACGCUCUAAGUAGGACUAAAUCUACACUUGAUAGUCUAGUGGAAGAAUGUCCUGAUAUUAUACCGAUUGUUGCUGACCUUAGUGACUGGGAGGGUACGAGAGAAAAACUAGAACAGCUGGAAGUUUUGGACGGGCUUGUAAACAAUGCUGGUAUAGGAGGUCAUGACUACGCUGCUGUUAAUUGCCCUAAAGAAUACAUAAACCACGUACUGGACAACAAUUUACUUAGUGCAAUAAAUUGCUCACAGGUUGUUGCAAAGAAAAUGAUUGAAGCAAAGGUGAAAGGAUCGAUCGUAAAUUGUUCAAGCAUUUCUGGCAUAGCUGCUUUCCCAAUGGGUCUUCCAUAUGCUGUUUCAAAAGCUGGUAUGGAUAUGGUAACAAAACAGUUCGCACUGGAGCUAGGGCCUCACAAAAUACGAGUAAAUUCAGUGAAUCCCGGACUUGUCAACACGCCAUUGGUACAGAGCCUUAUCGAAAAAGGAAAAUGUUCAGUGGAAACCUUUUCAUCUAGGUCGCCGAUGGGAAGAAUUCCGACAGUAGAAGAAAUUGUUGGCCCGAUUUUAUACAUCCUUAGUGAACAUUCAGCUAUGGUCACAGGUCAGAUGCAUGUUGUAGAUGGCGGUUGUCUAUCUAAUAUUACAGUCAAAGUGUAAACAAAUGGAGUGUACAUGCAUAUGCUGAAAAAGAAUCACUGCAGUUGAAGUCUUAAGAAAUCAAGCCUCUUCGCUGCAUUUUACAUAAAGUUAAUAGUAUAAGGAUUUAUAAAAACCAAAUUGCCAAAUGAACCCUGUGGUAACUUUUUUUAUUAUGAUAUAUGUAAAAUGAAAUUGUAUUGAAGGUAUUUUGCACUUUUAUUCUUACAUUUUCUUUGAUGUAUUUUCGUAAAUUCUGCAAAAUUUCAAAACAACGAAUGAGCGUUUACAUAAUUGGAUAUCAUAAUUCAUAUUAUAAAACUAUUUUACCUGAUCUUCUUUAUAAUCUACAAGGUUGGUUUCAAAGUAAAAGCACGUUUGACAAGUUUAUCGCUAUUUUGAAGUACACGCAUAUUUAGAAUUAUAGAUAUUUUAUGUUGUCUAUAGAUAUUGUCGUGUUUAGCCCUGUCGUUGUAAUUUCCAAGCAGAUUAUAUCUUAACUAUGAAUAAUAAAUUAUUAUCUUCA